Molecule: messenger RNA, 741 nt
Organism: Calypte anna (Anna's hummingbird)
Lineage: Eukaryota; Metazoa; Chordata; Aves; Apodiformes; Trochilidae
Gene: MRPL20
Product: mitochondrial ribosomal protein L20
Exons: 4
Coding region: 56-505 (149 amino acids)
Biological process (GO): ribosomal large subunit assembly; translation
Cellular component (GO): ribosome
Molecular function (GO): rRNA binding; structural constituent of ribosome
Source: RefSeq, a predicted model, not a curated record
GUUCCCCUCUCCCCGCCCCGGAAGGUUCCGCUGGGUCCGGUUUGGUGCUGCGGGGAUGGUUCUGCUGAGCGCUCGGUGUUGGCUGCGCAGCCGCUUGACCGAUCGGUUCUGGAGGGUGCAGGAGGUGCUUAAAUAUGCGCGGCAUUUUCGUGGAAGGAAGAACCGGUGCUACAAGCUGGCAGUGAGGAGUGUGAGGAGAGCUCUGGUGAAGUCCACGAAGGCCAGGAGAGAGAAGAAGAGAUUCCUCCGAGGGCUCUGGGUCACUCGGAUUGAAGCAGCUUCUCUUGAACAUGGUUUGAAAUACCCUUCUUUCAUCAGCAACCUGCUCAAGUCCCAGGUGGAGCUGAACAGGAAGAUGAUUGCUGACCUGGCUAUUUAUGAGCCCAAGACAUUCAAGUCCCUGGCUGCCUUGGCGCAGAGGAGGAGACAGGAGGGCUUCCUGGCUGCCCUGGGGGAUGGCAAAGAGCCCGAGGGGAUAUUCUCCCGGAUCGUUCGGCACUACUGAGGUGAAGCCCUGCAGAUCCCUGCAGAUCCCUGCUGCCUCCUGGAACUUGUCCCGGGAAGUCCUCCUGUUCCCUGCCUGCUGCUGGAGUCCUGGCUGGGGAACAGAACCCUCCAGGGAGGCUUCGUCCCCUCGAGUGGAGGGGCUGAAACGGGUGGAGAUGAGAAGCUGAGUUCGAGGUCAGCGUACAGAGUGCCCGUACACCUCCUGUGCUGCCAAUAAAACCUUGAUUGCUUUUU